Podospora bellae-mahoneyi is the source of this 4605-nucleotide messenger RNA. RefSeq lists its product as uncharacterized. The record is from RefSeq and is a predicted model, not a curated record. Gene Ontology annotation, molecular function: protein binding. NCBI's taxonomy places the organism in Eukaryota, Fungi, Ascomycota, Sordariomycetes, Sordariales, Podosporaceae. The coding region runs from base 1 to 4605 and encodes 1534 amino acids. The transcript has 3 exons.
AUGAUACGAGCCAGACAUAAAGAUCUUGCCCGAUAUGUGACAGCAAAUCUUUUUCGUUUGUCGUUUACCCGCCAGAGAGACAGAGAACUCACGAAUCGAGUCAUCAAUGAGCUCCUUCUUCUGUGGUCAGAUCAGAGUUUCCAAUUAGUCAAAACACAUCUGGAUGUACUGACAGGUACAGUGCCCCCAAGCACGUUCCUUUGUCAACCGGCUUCCUCUCUCUCUACAUUAGAGACUCGUGGCCUGGUUGUGGCGGCAUCUACAAACAACCAGACCACUGUCACAGCCUUCUUGAACCAUGGCGUGGAUGUCAACACCACCAACAGCCUCGGCAACGCACCUCUUGCUUGGGCUGCUGAAGCAGGGUAUGAGGCCCUUGUUGACAUGUUGCUGAGCAAUAAUCAAAUAGCUGUUAACCGUCGAAAUCACGCCGGCCACACCGCCCUUUCACUCACCGCAAGCCGAGGGCAUGUCACAACUGUUGAGAAAUUUCAAUUGCACGGUGCAAACCGCAACUUGAAUGGUGCCCUUGAGCAUGCCGCAAAAGGUGGACAUACCGUAGUGGUGAAGUUGUUGUUGACCAGUAAACUCCAUGGUCUGAACUUGAGGGUCGGGCGCUCGGGAUCUUUAUGGCAUGAGAGCCUUUCGACUUAUGACCCAUACGCCAAUCUUGUAUCGGUCGCUGUUGAAGGGGGACAUGUGCAGCUUGUCAGUUUUCUGCUCGCACAGGACGAUAUAGACAAGGCUGUCAAGUCUCCCCAAUAUGGCCAAGACAUGGACAUGUUGACCUACGCGAUUCAAAGGCGCCAUGACGAAGUCGCCGAACUGCUAUUCAGGCAGGCCGAGAUGGGUUUAUUAGACCCGAUAGCCUCCCAAAACGCUGUGCGGGACCUUCUGCUUCGGGCUGCCAAGGCUGGAUGCGCGAGAGUUCUUCGAUUGCUCCUGUCAAAAUAUCUUGCCGACCCAAAUCAUGAGCCUAUUAGCUUUUCCGAACUUUUGGCUAGUAGUGAUGCAUCAGCCACAUGCCUGUUGAUGCAGAUCGAAGGCGUAGACCCGAACUACACGGACGAAGAGGGCUGGACAGCACUAAUUGUUGCAGCAAUGGUUGAAAACGAGAAGGCUGUGGAUAUUCUCCUAGAAGACCCGACACUGGAUCCCAAUCAUCGAGACCAAACAGGGCGGACAGCACUGGCCUGGGUGGCACUGAGAAGCCAUCGAUCGAUACUGGCAAGGCUGCUCGCGAUGGAGAGCAUUGAUGCUGACAUCGUGGAUGUCAAUGGGAAAACGCCUCUCCUAGAAUUAUGCACCUGCCUUGACAAUUGGAAUAGCGGAGCAGAAAGCGAAGCAGUUAUUCGUCAGCUCCUUGCUUCUGGUCGAGUCAACAUUAACGCAAGGGACAGCGAAGGGAGAACGGCUGUAAUGAUGGUGGGGAAAAGUGCCACUGAAGCCCUUUUCCAGCUGUUUCUUUCUCAGCCAGGUAUAGAACUUGAAGCGGAAGACGAGAACAGGGCAAAUGUGUUGCUACACGCCGGCAUUGGGGAAAACUGGAGGGUGGUGGAAAUAUUGCUGGAGCUGGGCCGGCUUGACUUGAACUGCAAAAUAUCGGAUGAAGCGCCUCACGAAUUACGUCUCCACGGGCAAACAAUCUUUAGCAUGGCGAUAGCACACGGGCCGGAAGGUGUCAGGGAGAGGCUCUUCAUGGAAAAUGACAUCGAUGUCAACACCCAAGACAGAAGUGGUAACACGUUGCUGAAGCUGGCAACGGAAUAUGGGCAUGCGAGCAUUGUUGACAGGAUCCUUGGCAUUGAGGGGGUGAAUCCCAAUAUCACUGCUCAUGCUGGAGAAACAGCCCUCAUGGCCGCCAUCAAUGGCCUGUCCGAAGAAAUGGCAGACACCUUGUUGAAACACAAGUCGAUUGACCCAGAGAAACGCAAUCCUCACGGACGGACGCCGCUUUCUUUGGCAGCGGAGCGAGGUUUGCUACAAACCGCCAGGCGGCUUCUCAGCUUUGACCAAGUCAACCCUGAUUCCAGAGAUAACGACGGUCGAAGCCCGCUGUCCUGGACUAUCUCGCCAUCUUGGAACCUAAGGCCUCAAGACACGGCGGCUAGUCAAAAAAAGGUGGCGCAAGAAUUGCUCGAAACUGGCCAGGCCGAUCUCAAUGCCGAGGAUACCGAAGGAUAUACUCUGGUGGAACGAGCAAUUGAUGAUUCUCGUGGGGAUGAUAUUCUGGAAUUGCUUCUGGCCAGAGAAGACGUCAACCUCGAUCGCGCGGACAAGCAGGGUCGGGACUUUCUCAAGAUGGUUCUGGAUCGAAGAGAGCCUGUUCUGUCACGGAAGAUCUGUGAAAUACUUGGUGUUUGCUAUGAGGAUCUUGAAAUUCUCGACAAUCCUCCUGUCACACACGCGUCAGAAGACACCUCGAGCGAAGACGAGGACCGAGUGGUAAUGGCAAUGAAGUGGGGCAGGGGUCUGACUGGCUGUCGACUGGAGCUGGGAGUACAGCGCGAAGCUGACUAUGAUGGCGACCGCGUGGAGGAAUGGAGUCUCUGCAAGAGAUGCGAUACCAUCAACCUCGAUGAGGCCUUUUCUCGACGAUCGAGCUCAUACUGGGGCAAUCUAAUCGCGAAGUUUGACGAGCUGCCAUCAGAGAAAAGUCAGCAGUCAUGUGGACUCUGCAGACUGAUAGCCAGCGUGCACCCGACCCCCUCUGCGGAUUCCAAUAUGGCAGAAGAGCAGGACCAGUUCGAACUACGAGCGUUUUCUGGCCUCCUCAUUUGGCUGUGCGAAGGCUCGGAACACUUUUACUCGAAUUUGCCAGAAAACUUGAUCGACACCCUGUUCCUUGCAGUUGUCACCAGCAGCGGCAUGAAAUCUGAUGGUUACCCCGAUCAGCAAAACCUGAGCGACAUCAACGGCUCAGAAACCUUUGAGCCCGUGAUAUGUUCGGGUUUUAUAGCCCGCGUUGGCUCAAACUGGUUCUAUAGAGGGCGGGCUCUCUCAGUCAAACACGUGCCAUUUAAUGAGGUGGAUUUCGGGCAGAUCAAGAGCUGGAUCGCAGAUUGCACUGGGAACCAUUCAGACGCUGUCUGCAACCCAACGCUGGUUCGUGAAAUCCCACACUUUCGGCUUAUUCACUGCGCGACGAGGGAAAUCGUCCAUAUAGAUACAGCGCCGCCGCCACACACCGCCUUGAGUUACGUCUGGGGUGCCGUCCAAGAUGGUCCGCAGAACCAUCAUAGUCUUGCCGGCCUCAAAAUAGAAACAGUCGUCGAGGAUGCGAUCAAGGUUACUCUCGCUCUAGGCUACGAGUAUCUCUGGGUAGAUCGAUAUUGCGUUGACCAGACGCCCGGAUCGGUCAAAGACGAGCAGCUACGGCACAUGAACUUUGUAUACCAUGGUGCGGAGGUCACCAUCAUCGAUGCAGCAGGAGAAGAGUCAUUCUUUGGCCUACCGGGUGUGAGCCAACGAUUUCGAAAACGGCCGCUGGCGAUAAAAGUGCAGGGACACAUCCUGACUACCAUCCCUCCUGAGCCGAGCCGUGAAAUAAAGUCGUCUAAGUGGGCCACUCGGGGUGGACCUACCAGGAGGGAUUACUUUCUCGGCGCCCACGAGGUGUCAUUUGAGUGCGGUGGCAUACUUGCCAGAGAGGCCAUCACCAUGCCCCCUAUACUAAGCAAGUUCUUAACUCGGCUACGCAACACUCGAAACAAUAGGGAUCGCCUCCAGCCCAGCUCAUGGCUCUUCCCCUUGGGUGGUGUCACCAACAUGGAGGAAGACGACUUGGGGGGGCAUCAACGACUAUCGGAGUACGCACCACGGCAACUGACGUAUGAGCUCGAUGCUUUGAAUGCGAUGCUGGGGGUUCUUCAGUUGUAUUUGUCGUUGCCGCAACCGGCUUAUCACCUCUGUGGCAUUCUUAUUGUUCCACAGACGCAUAAAUAUGACUGGUCUCCGGGUGGCCCGUCUGUGUACGUGGAUGUUGACCCUAAUACUGUGGCGGCGAAUCUGGCGGGGUUUGUUUAUGGUUUGCUGUGGACUUGUCGUCAGCCGGGGACACGACGGGGAGGAUUCCCUAGCUGGUCGUGGACUGGGUGGACGGGCACGGCAAAGUUUGAAGGGCCACGGCGUCAGUGGGAUAGUUUGGUUGAUGUGUCGAUUGUGGAAGAGGGGAAGAAAGGGCUGCUUUCGUGGGGGUGUUAUUUUGGUCUUGGUGAUUGGGAGAAGAGGUAUCGGUUUGGGCAUCAUCAUGUUGUGGAAGUGGAAGGUUAUGUGGGGUAUGUCACUUUGCGGGAGGAUACGCGGUAUAAAUGGUUGGAUGGGUUUAUUGCUACUAUGGAGGUUGGUGAUGAGUGGACGGAUGGGGGUUUUGUUUUGACCAAGAGAUGUGAUGAUGAGGGGGGUGAAGGGGAGAUUUGUAAGAGGUUGCUGAAGGAGACGUGGAUGGCGGUGGUGAUGACGAGCAAUCAUGUUUUGGUUGUUGAGCAACAGGUGAGUGGGCUCUGGGAGAGGAUGGGGGUUGCGGAGAUGUGGGUAGGUCGUUGGAGUGGGCCUCAACCGGAUGGUGGGGAGGGCUUAGAGAGGAGGAGGUUGUUGCUUGGGUAG